AGGGAGGGGAGAAUAAUGAAUGAAUAUUUUUAUUUCAGAGGAUGUUUACAUUUAUAGAAAACGAUAAUUGACAGAAAUGGGGAUAAAAUAUUUGAGAGAAGUAAUUAGAAUAACAGAUUUGAGUGAUUUGUGUAAGUUAGAUCAUUCUAUACAUAUUGACAUUCCUCAAGUGUAAAUAUACUUUAAUUUCUUGUACAGAAUUUAAGGAUGGAACAAACAUAAACUAAUUUGAGUUUAAAUUUUAAAAUCCGGGGGAAAACUUGCGAAUUGGUUUAGAACCCAUAACCGAAGAUAACCGAAAAUCAGAAAGAUCGGUUCGGUUAGGCAUGCUCACGCAACUAUCAACCAACCAGGAUCCGUUUGAAAAUCGGAAUCGAGGGACAAGGAAGUGUAGAAGGAAGAAGAUGGGUCUAGUGGGGAAGGGAUUCGCGAUCGUAGCGGCGGAUACAUCGGCGGUUCACAGCAUCAUGCUCCACAAAAACAACGAGGACAAGAUCAUGCUUCUCGACUCUCACAAGCUCGUUGCUGCCAGCGGCGAGCCAGGCGACCUGAUUAGUUUCGAAUUUGGGGGUUUGAUUAGGGUGGAGUACGUUCAGAAGAACGUGUCCUUGUACAAGUUCCGCAACGGCAUCCCUUUGACCACCGCCGCCGCCGCCAACUUCACUCGCGGCGAGCUCGCCACUGCUUUGAGAAAGAAUCCGUAUUCCGUGAAUAUCCUGAUGGCUGGCUACGACAAUGAGAGUGGCGCAUCCCUUUACUACAUCGACUACAUUGCAACCCUUCACAAAGUUGACAAGGGAGCUUUCGGUUACGGCUCCUACUUCUCCCUCUCCACCAUGGACUGGCAUUAUCGCAGCGACAUGUCUGUUGAAGAAGCCAUCGAACUGGUCGACAAAUGCAUACUUGAGAUCCGAUCAAGACUGGUCGUUGCGCCUCCAAACUUUGUUAUCAAGAUUGUUGACAAAGACGGAGCUCGUGACUACGCUUGGCUUCAGGACGUCACAACUGCUGCUGUCUGAGUUAGUUUGAUUUAUGCUGUGUGGUGACAUUUGCUUUUGUUGGGAGACUGUUUUUGACUUCUUUAUUUAGUUCAAAAAUCAACAUUGAAGAUCAAGCAAAUGAUGUAUUUCUUCAGAAUCUCACCCAAAACAAUGACAAUAUCUCAAAA
This is a messenger RNA of Brassica napus (rape), 1168 nucleotides long. RefSeq names its product proteasome subunit beta type-2-A-like. The record is from RefSeq and is a predicted model, not a curated record. Gene Ontology annotation, biological process: proteasomal protein catabolic process. The transcript is spliced from 3 exons. Gene Ontology annotation, cellular component: nucleus; cytosol; proteasome core complex, beta-subunit complex. Bases 327 to 1019 code for a protein of 230 amino acids. Lineage: Eukaryota; Viridiplantae; Streptophyta; Magnoliopsida; Brassicales; Brassicaceae. Gene Ontology annotation, molecular function: peptidase activity.